Actinia tenebrosa (Australian red waratah sea anemone) is the source of this 6559-nucleotide messenger RNA. Its product is annotated as meiosis regulator and mRNA stability factor 1. Gene Ontology annotation, molecular function: CCR4-NOT complex binding; metal ion binding; RNA binding. The record is from RefSeq and is a predicted model, not a curated record. Lineage: Eukaryota; Metazoa; Cnidaria; Anthozoa; Actiniaria; Actiniidae. Gene Ontology annotation, cellular component: cytoplasm; peroxisome. Gene Ontology annotation, biological process: regulation of gene expression.
GAUUUUGCAAGAAACAGCAUCCUUCGUAAAGUGUAAAUAAAAGUAAUAGGUCCUGUUUGACUCCAGUCUCCCUUGGCGGCAUCAUGUCAGAAACGUGGUAUAGCUAUACUUUCUACAAAUGAGACAAACGAAUAUUAUGUCGGGCUAUAAGCUAUAAGCAAACGACUUUUUCAAAGACUGAUAUUGGUCUUCGGAACAUUGGAAUAGUAUUAGAAGGAGGAUAGUUUUAGUUUCUACUUGCUUCCCACCCUGAAGCCACGUGGAGCUCGGUUUGGCGGGAACCUCUCCAAAUACAUGUCGGGUAAUACGUGUUUGAUAAAUAUCCAUGAUGCAGUGGGGUCAGUGUAAGGAUGACAAGAUGGCGGAAGCUUCGUUCCCUGUCUGGGUCGGUGGCUUGGCUUCCAACACCAACGAAGCUAUGCUUAGGGACAUAUUUAGUAAAUUUGGGUCAGUGAGUAAUAUAACAAUUCUCAAGGAUGAUAGAGGCCAGUCAAAAAAGUGUGGUUUUGUUAGUUUUGGCUCGUACGAAGUGAGCGAGGCCGCAGCCAUAGCCUUGGAUGGCUGUCAUGUUUUUGGUCAAAUAAUUGAAACGAAAGGGCCUUCUAAACUAAAAAUAUCUAGACAACCCCUUAGUCCUCCAAAACAGGAGAAAGAUGAUGAAAAGGUACUUUUGGACUGUAAUUAUUUCGUCGAGAAAAAGAAAUGCCCCUUUAAAGCUGGUAUGUGUCCAUAUCGUCACUGCAUGGGAGCUCAAGCAACAGAGACAGUCUGCGAUAAGUGGCUUAUUGACCAAUGCAGAGAUGUUGAGUGUAGUUACAGACAUCCAGUGGUCAAUAUACUCAAGAAUGAUUCGAAAGAAAGUAAAAAUGACGUUGCUGUGAAAGAUCCCCAGUCUCGAUGCCCUUCACAUAAUGCAUUUAAAUGCAAUGGAGAAUGUGGGUUUGAGGAAUGUGAUACACACUUCUUGGAAAUGGAGGCAAUGGAAGAACACAUCAAGAGAGGAAGAGAACCUGUACCCUCUGGAGCCUGUUCAGGGUGUAAAGCAGUGUUUUUCAGUGAAGCAGAAAGAACUAAGCAUUCAUGCCUCAAAUCAAAGCAGCAAGAAGCAUUUAUUCCAUUGUACCAUCCAAAACCUGUCAAACCAUCCUGUUCAUGUAGUUCUUCCAAAACCAGUACUGUUUGCACAUGUACAGCUUGUGGUAGUAAAUAUGAACACUCCGGUGAUAGUUUGAGUACAUUUGAAUAUUCGCCAGAGGGUAAAGUGUAUGGAGGACAUAAAUGUCCCAAUUCUCCUUCUGUUAGAAAUACUAUUGAUAGCAAACAGGAAUUAGAACCCAUUGGUGUAUUUUGGGACAUUGAGAACUGCCCUGUUCCUAAAGGAAAGUCUGCUGUAGACAUUGUCAAGAAGUUAAGAGAAGUAUUCUUUACAAGUAAAAGAGAAGCUGAAUUCAUGUGUGUAUGUGAUAUUAGUAAAGAAAAGAAAGAGAUCAUUGAAGAACUAAACAAGUCUCAGGUAACUGUUGUGCACAUCAAUGCAACUUCCAAAAAUGCUGCUGAUGAUAAGUUGCGACAAAGUCUACGCAGGUUUGCCCAGUCCUACCCACCUCCAGCAACAGUUGUGCUAGUAUCUGGUGAUAUCAACUUUGCAGCAGAGUUGUCUGACUUGCGUCACAGACACAACUUGACCGUUAUCUGUCUUCACAAUGCUCAGGCUCAUUCUGCUUUAUUGGCUUGUGCUCAUCAAGCUGAGAGAUUUGAUUUGUUUACUAAUGACUUGCAUCCAGUUAAAAUACAAGCAAAGGAUGUCAGCAUUACAAGUGCAGAGCUUAGUAUUUUAAAUCUUCCUGUUGGAAAAGAUGUCACACAAAUCAAAACAAGGCUUCACAAGUUAUCAGAUAACUGUGGAGGAAAGGUGACAAGUGUAACAGGCCGUACUGCUGUUAUGAAGUUUCCUAAUCAACAAAGUGCUGCAAGAGCAAAAAAGCGCUUAGACAAAGAGGAUGUUUUUGGUUCACUGAUUGAAGUGAAUCACACAGUGUCUAAGACAAGCUUAACUUCAAGCCCAUUAAGAACAAAGAAUAAGUUGCCCUCUGAAAAAAUAGAGAAGCUAGAUAUGAUGGGAGAGGUACCUGAUGGAGUUACCAGGAGUAUACCAGGCUCAAAGAAAGAAAAAAGGAAAACUACAGACCCAUUAGUGCAUUCAACACAAUCAUCUUUGAUAAGAGACAAGCUUAUACCACAGAUGGAUAGACAUCAUCAGUAUUGUCAAAAUGGACAGCUUGAAGAAGACCUUGAAGAAAUUUUGUGUACUCCAUCUAAUAUAAAAAACAAUCCUUCUGUUACUUGCGUCUCUACAUCAGGAACACAAUCACUAACAAUUAACCCAUCGUGUAACUAUGGAGCAAUGUGGCAAAACCCUUUUUACCAUGGUGUUGUGAAUCUACCCUGCUCACAGAUCCACACACAAGGGAUUGGAUACCCACUACCUUUACCAGUUAUUGGACCACAACACAUUACUGCCUCAUGGUUGGCCAAUCUGCAUAACAUGACAGUGUUGGAGCAACAGAAGGGAGGUGUUGAUAUUAUGGUGAACAACCUAGAUGAAAAUGUCAGUAAUAAAGAACUGAAGAAAAAGUUAGCAUCUGUCUUUAGAGAGCACUGCAAGGUAUAUUCUGUUGUUGUACAAGCUGAUGAAGGGUUAGCACUCUGUGCAUUUGUUAAGGUUCCUAAACUCACUGAUGCCCAGAUUGCUGUUUCCAAGGUCAACAACCAAAAGAUGUUUGGAACAUUUAUAAAAGCAUCAAUAGUAACUGAGAAAGAGAAGGAACUGUAUUUCAUGUCAUGUGAAGUUAUUUCUGUGUUGAAAGAAGCACCUUUAAAGUGGAUGCCGUUAAACAAGUUUCUUGGUGUGUUUUAUGAAAGGUGCUCUCAUCCAUUUGAUAUGGGUGUGCUAAUGAUGAUUCCUGAUCUAGUAACUGUUGUAGGCAAGCCAGGUACUGAGGCUAUUGUUUUAUCUACUGCUGCCAUAAGUUCUGUUAAAGUUCUUGUAGACCCUUUAACAUUCACAAAGGAAGUGCACAUUCUCUUGAAACAUCACAAAGGCAACUUGAUUUUGGCUAAUUUUGCUGCAUCAUAUUGGUUGAAAUAUGGCAAAGAAAUAGAAGUAGGGGACUCUGGGUUGCUUCUGCCAGAUGCUCUACGAGCUGUUCCCAACGUUUGUAUUGAAAGAGAUGUGUCUGGUAAAGAUGUGGUGACCUGGGCAAAACAAGGAAUAGUUAAUGGUGGAGUCCUUGACAAGCUUGUAGAACUAUCACUUGAACUUGAGGAGCUUCUUAAAGCACAGCAGCAAUUCCGACUACCACUAAGUCACUUAAUAUCUGCCUAUCAAAAGUGGUUUAACAGGAAGUCACCUUUUGAUCCUGUUAACUAUGGAUUUUUGUCUGUAAAAGAUUUGCUUGAAGCUUUACCAACUGUUGUUAAGAUGGAAGAGGAAGGACUAGAUAGAUAUGUGACACUCACACCUAACCUCAAGAUCAAAGCCUUUAAGGAAGAAGUUAAGAUUCUACUAGAGUCACAUCCUAACUGCUGUCUUUCCUUGGAUACUUUCAUGACUUCCUACCAAAGCUGUUUUGGUCAUAAAUGUAGAAUAGCUGAUUAUGGAUUUGAGAAUCUGAUAGACCUAAUUAGAAGUGUAUCAGAUGUUGCUAAGUUGUCCAAUCAUGGGGUAAAGAUAAUGGUCGACCUCAUUAGAAAAGAUGAUACUGAAGUGGCUGACUUUCAAAAUACUUUUAAAACUGUGUCUCAUGAGGUAAUUGAGUUAUUGGCCUGUGAGAAUAUGCAACUCCAUGUGUCUAUGGUGAUGAACAAGUAUCAUGAACACUUUGGCAAGAAUUUGAGAAUCAGUGAAUGUGGGUUCACAAGACUGGAAGACCUACUUCGACAUGUUUCUGGUGUACAGGUGAAUAAUAUUGGUGGUGAAAUGUAUGCAAGUCUAGAAGAUGCGACUAUUGAAAGAAAUAUUGUUGAUUUAGUUAGUAUACAAGAUGGUGGUUUUGUAGCAGUGAGCCAACUACCAUCCCUUUAUCAGAAGCAUUUUAACAAACAAUUCACGCUUACGUCAGACCAAUUAACAAACAUAGUGAAGAAUUCUAACAAGAAGUUGCAGAUCAUUGGUGUGGAAAAUGAUAAAAUCAUAUGCUGUAAUCAAAGAUCAGAAAAGGAACAACAGAGUCAUGCUCUGAAGAAGUUAGCAACAGAUCUUCAAAGCCUUUUAAUAAGAUUUCCUGGAGCUCGUGUUUCAAGAUUAGCUCUUGCUGAUAUUUACAGUCAUCACAGAGGACAUGUAAUCAAACCACAAAGAUGGGGGUGCUCAAAUCUGGAUUCAUUACUAUUGGCUCUGUCAGACAGCAUUGAGGUAAUUGGAAGUGGAGAUUUUGCAGCAGUAUGUUUAAAGCAAGAAUACGUGUUGCGAUGUCUUGCUCGUGAUUUAGUCAGUCUGCUGAGUGCAAAAACGGGCAAAAGUAUCCUUAUAUCAAAUCUACCUAAGGUGUACGAGAAACACUUUGGACAUGCACUUUGUCUGGAGCAUUAUGGUUUUACCAAUCUGUUGGAUGUAUUCAACUACAUGUGUUCUGUUAUCAAGGUAAAUGGUGAUGGAAAAAAAAGAAUUUCUCUUACUUAUCUUCAGUCAUUCGCCAUUGAAGCAAAGAAACUUCUGACUCAUUAUGAAGGUUGUAUCUCCCUCAACCGGUUCGCUCCAUGUUUUCAACAAYUCUUCAACAGACCACUUAAAGCAGCAGAUUAUGGUUAUUCACGGCUGUCAGAAGUCAUAAUGGCAAUACCACAUGUGACUGAGUUGCGUGGCAAAGGUGCUGAUAAAAUGGUGGUAUUACUAAAGAACACAGAUGUACUGCUAGAAUGCAUUGGACCUAAAGCAACAAAUGGGUUGAAUGCCCAAGGAUUUGAAACAUUUGAGAGCAACGAGGUAUCUGAUACAGAAUCUGUCAUUGUCGAAGAAGAGAUUGAAGAGAAUGUUGAAGGAUGUUCUUCUCAGAAGACCAGUGUGGAAGAUCUGAUAGUUCUAAGUGGUAAUGAUGAAGUGAUAAAAGCAAAAGACUGGCUUAUGGCUCCUGUUCCUAAUACUGUACCUGAACCACAACUCUAUCCUCAGCUUCAGCACCACAGAGAUCUUAUAUCCUUUACAGAAUUCGAUUCAGGGCUUUGCCUAGCAGGACUUGACCAAUCUACCUCAAGUGAGGGUACCUUAUCAGAACAGAAUCCAUCCUUUAUGUUUCCUUGUCAAACGGCAAGGGGUCAACAGGAGGCCUUGAGUCCUGGUCUACGACAACUGUCAGAUGUUGAAGCAGAAAUGUUAAACACACCUGUUGUGAAUACAGCCGUCUUAAAGCAGGAAGUGAACAAGCCAUGUAAAAAGACAGCAAGAGCAAAACCAAAAAAUAAGUCUAAGAAAUUGGCCAAUCCCAUAAAACUGGCAGUUAAUUUUUCCAUAUCAGACAACAAAUAAAAUAAUCAAGCUUUAUUUUGAUUAAGCAGGAACAACAAUUGAGUAGGAUGGGUAGAUAUUUGUGACCCUCAGCAUAAAUGCUUCACUCGUUUGUAUAAGUAUCCCAUCUAUUACAUGCACACAAGAAAGCCUUAGAAUGUGUGCUUGGCGCAGUUAUGCUAAGGAUCUGUAACGAUUGUGGUUUAACCAAAUAAGUAGUAUACUCCUAUUUCAGUAGUUGUCAUCGCCAAAGGGGAUAGGCAAUAGGUCAUCAUGACAUGGAAAUGGUUUCAUUAAACACAAAGAACAUUGAAUCAGUCUCAACACUAGGGGUUAUGUUCUUGAUGAGAACAAGAAGCAGAAACCCAAGUCAUUCCAGAUAUUCUUGGAUCUUGAAAUGACCUACUCACCUAUCGCGUUUUGCCCCCUUUGGCAAUGACAACAUUUAUUAAAAUACUAGGUCCAUGUAUUCUUGAAAUGUCAUCUUGCUAAAUGCUCUCUGAUAGGCUCAAAACUGUGCUUCAAAGAAUAGAGUGUAGUGAUGACACAGCUGGUAAUAAAACACUUUUAGUAAUACUCCAAAUUCUCUGUUGCUCAGGGUUGGCCUUGAUUUUAAAUGGAAUUGUUUUGAAUGUUUAUGUAUUCCAGUGAAGGUCAGUGGAAUUUGCAUGUGUUUUUGAAGCUGUACAUUCUUUAAAAUUUUAUGAAAUUUCUGAAUUUGUUGAUGCUGAAAUAAGGCUAACCCUGAGUAUGUAAUUGAGUCUAGGAACAGGUAUUAUUGAUAUGAAAAGGUUAUUAAUUUUAUCUAUUUUUCUUGUUAAAAUAGACCCAUUUACCUUGGCACAAUGUUUUCCCAAAUCAGACCACCUGUCAUUCCCUAGAGUAUUAUUUCCUUGUUCGACGGUUGCACAUAAGAAGUCACAUUAAUAUGGAUACAACUCAAACAAAAACUUAUUCUCAACACAAUCACUUGUGGUCAGAAAUGUGUAAACAUGAUACAACCAGAUAAAAUGUAUGUUAGGGUCGUUUAAAAGUCCUUUCUUUUUUUUUUUUUUU